Molecule: messenger RNA, 1182 nt
Organism: Monomorium pharaonis (pharaoh ant)
Lineage: Eukaryota; Metazoa; Arthropoda; Insecta; Hymenoptera; Formicidae
Product: transposon Ty3-I Gag-Pol polyprotein
Exons: 1
Coding region: 1-1182 (393 amino acids)
Source: RefSeq, a predicted model, not a curated record
AUGGUCGAUCUCGGUCUGCGCCGCAAGUUCCAGUGGCAGUUCUACGUUGCGGACGUCGGGCGGCCCAUCAUCGGAGCCGAUUUUCUGCGGCAUUUCAACCUGUUAGUGGACCUGAACACGCGAAGGCUACUGGACAACUCGACGCAGCUCGCCGUCCCCGAAAAAGUGAGCAAAGUUGCAGCACCAACACUCUCGAUGGUAAGCGUUUACCUCAAGUACCACGAGCUCCUCCGGGAGUUUAUCGACAUUACCAAGCCAAUGCCGAAGAAGGUGGGCAAACACGAAGUAUACCACUAUAUUGAGACACGUGGCCCCCCCCCCGUAGCAGAGCGGGCCAGAAGGUUGACGCCUGAAAAACUCAGGGCCGCCAAAGCGGAAUUCGAACGCAUGCUCGAACAAGACAUCUGCCGGCCAUCCUCCAGCCAGUGGGCCAGUCCUCUGCACCUUGUAGCCAAAACGACCGGGGAAUAUCGGGCAUGCGGAGACUACCGACGCCUCAACGGAAUCACGAUUCCGGAUCGUUACCCACUCCCACAUCUGCACGAUUUUACACACCACCUCCGCAGCUGCACCGUGUUCUCAAAGGUCGACCUAACACGCGCGUUUUACCAGGUUCCCGUAGCGCCGCAAGACAGACCUAAAACCGCAGUAAUCACCCCGUUCGGCUUAUUCGAAUUCGACGUAAUGACUUUUGGCUUGCGCAACGCAGCACAAACAUUUCAGCGGCUGAUGGACACGGUGCUCCGCGGCUUGGACUUUUGUUUCGGCUAUAUGGACGAUGUGUUGAUAGCGUCGGAAGACGAAGCCCAGCAUCGGCCACAUCUACGCACAGCAUUCGAGCGUUUACGCGAGUACGGCUUAUCUAUCAACGUCGCGAAAUGCGUUUUCGGCGUAAACAAGUUAGAUUAUUUCGGACACGAGGUCACAAAAGACGGAAUUCGCCCCCUACCCGAACGCGUAGCCGCCGUGCAGAAAUACCCGCGGCCCAGCAACAUAUCCGAGUUACGCAGAUUCCUCGGCAUCGUGAAUUUUUACCGCCGUUUCAUGAAAAACGCAGCGCACGUACAGGUAUCCCUCGACGCACUGCUCGCGGGCACCAAGAAACGCGAUAGACGUCCCAAUCCCAUUACCUGGACGCCCGAAACCGAGAAAGCCUUCGAGGAAAAACCAAGCAGCGGCUAG